Gadus morhua (Atlantic cod) is the source of this 2353-nucleotide messenger RNA. It is a transcript of the gene sertm1, whose product is annotated as serine rich and transmembrane domain containing 1. NCBI's taxonomy places the organism in Eukaryota, Metazoa, Chordata, Actinopteri, Gadiformes, Gadidae. Gene Ontology annotation, cellular component: intracellular membrane-bounded organelle. The record is from RefSeq and is a predicted model, not a curated record. Bases 228 to 635 code for a protein of 135 amino acids. The transcript has 2 exons.
UAAAGAGAGAGCGAGGGAGAGAGAGGGAUCAGGAGAGAGGAGGCUACUUCCUCGGGGCAGAUCGUCUGGACCGCCGGUUGGACUGAGAGCAGGAGACGGCACGCUGGAUUACUGGACGAUGGGAGCGAGAGAGCAGAGAGUGCAGCGGCAGUGACAGCAUCACUCAUAUCUCCAGGUAGAAGCCCCGCCUCCACGCUUUUACCCGCGGCUCUCUCCCUGCAGCCAGGAUGUCGGGUAUGGAGUUCCUGCUGGGGAACAGCAGCGAAACAGCACUCAUCCCCGCGGCCGGCCUCAACGGGACGUUCCCCCGCGUCUCCCACCCCACCGGCGCUUCCGCAGCCGCGGCAUCAGUGGCAGAGGCGGCAGCUGCCGCGGCAGACCUGCCGAGGCGCCCCGCGGGCAGCGACGUCUACGUGUACGUGUGGAUCUUUCUCAGCCUGCUGGCGUUCCUGCUCACCCUGCUCGUUAUCUCCCUCCACCGGCUGAAGAACAUCAUCACGUCCUCGUCUUCCCUGCCCGACUGCAGCAGUGCCGGGGGCGGUAGCAGCGGCAGCGACCGGACGAGCUCCUUCACCAACAUGGAGAUCUGUAGCAUCUCGUCCCAGAAGUCCACCGUCUCCACCCUGUCUAACUGACGGGUGUGGUGGAUGCGGGACAGACAAGCGGGACACGUGUACAGUGACGCGCGGUCAUGUAUGGAAACAAGCAGAAAGACGAUAGGCCUCAUUGAAGACUGAGAAAAGUUGAGCCUAAUGUUAAAGGUAGCCUAUAUGCUCUCUAGGCCUAUGAAAACACACACACACACACACACACACACACACACACACACACACACACACACACACACACACACACACACACACACACACACACACACACACACACACACACUUUUCUGAAUCAAACCAUUUUUUCAGAUUUCUGUUUUAGUGCAUGAUAUUCAGAUCCCAAUUAUGUUAUUUGAGGCGUGGCCAUGCAAUCUGAAGUGUUUUUAUUCAAUGAUUUAUCUUUAUAAACUUGGUCCAGGCUCAUUGGGAUAUGGGACGGUUAUAAUAUGGAUAAUAAUUUCUUUCUAUUUCAAAACCAUCACUUGUAUACCUGUAUAGUGUCCUAACUCAACACAGAUCCAUUUUGCUUUCCCAUGUGCAAUUUGUUAGGCCUAGUAGUUGUAAAUAAAAAUAUAUUAUUCCAAAACGUAACGAGACACAUUGGUUUCAGACGAUUCAAUAGGAUUCACACACACACACACACACACACACACACACACACACACACACACACACACACACACACACACACACACACACACACACACACACACACACACACACAGCCUACUGUUUCAACAAAUGCUUAUCCAAUUCAUAUCAAAGAUGGUGUUUUGUGUUUCGUGAUGACACUGUCGUGUAUCCCAUUGGGACUAUGUUGUUAACACAUUGUGCCAAGCGGUAGCUGUUAUCUUACUAAAAACCAGAGCAGGGAGUCAUGAUGCAAGGAGGACGAGUGAUGAGUCCUCAGCUCACACUAGUGUCUGACAGGCUGUCUGCGUCUCCUGAUAAAAGCUCAGAGGUUCAGAUCAGAUGUUGAGUGACAGGCCGGACUGCGGAACAGAUUACACUCCCCUGCCUGUCAUCUCACCAACAAAUCCAGCCCAAAUCCAUGGGAAAGAGCAUGAAGGAACAGUAGGGAGUCAUGUAGGUCAACUCGAACUGAUGGCUACUCAAAAAAGAGGCAGCAUAUCCGAGGAGAAAGCCAAGGGGGAUUGAAUCAUUUAAAACAAGAAACAGAACCUUGUCAACAGUCUCUUCGCCUUUAAAUGGCAUGAAAUGAGGUUGGACAAGUAAACCAUAUGAAGAACGCCAGAGUGAUACAAACAGCAGGCAGACAGAACCUGGUGACAGGAAAUUGGACACAGAGACAGGAAGUGAAGCAAUCAUUUCCUUAUAAUUUCCUUAUCGUAGCUUUCAGCUUUCCAAUAUCUAUUAACUGUGGAAGGUAGAGAUGGAACCAAAUGAUAAUGAAGACGUACUCUCUCCUACCUGCUCAUGUGGUUUUACAGCCACAGUCAAGACCUUAAAUGUAUUUUUUGAACAUUCCGACGCAAGUAACUACGCUAAUAUGCGCACACUGGAGCACAUGUUUGAGUUUGCUGCCCCCUACAGGUGAACACAAUCCAUCACCCAUUGUACAAGUGGAUGUACCGUCCACACAACUCAGUGGCUUAUUUUAAAUCAAUGUAUAUACUGUGCAACCAGUGAAUAAAUGCGUCAAAGGAGAAGAUUGAUCUGCUCUACAUCAGGCGGGAAUGUGGAAGCUUUUGAAUUAAGGUUGAAUUAAUACCAGUAGCCCAGUG